AUGUUGCAGGAUUUCUCCGACCAGAGAGAGAUGACCAAACAGCCGGCCAAUGCUCCUACCGGUUUUAACCCGUUGUACCAGCCCGAGGGAGCGGUGGGAGUUUCAGCAAAUAAACCGGAUAAUGCCCUUAACCAAACGUCCGCCGCUUACCCGGCCCCUCAGCCAGCACCAUCUAACGAGAGCAAAACUUUAUGUCCCACGGAAAAUAAACCGGGAGAACCGGGAGAAGUCAGUAAAGUCUAUGGGACUUUUAAAAACGCCGCUCCGGCGGUGCCUGGAUCCGUGGCUACGAACUCGGCCUUCUGUAAGGAUUCUACCAGCUCAGCUGGUGGUUCUGCUGCCCGGGGUAUCCCUGUCCAGUACGGGGACCCGCUUAGGGCCACCGGGGAGCAAAACAAUGCAUCGGGCAACUGGACCACCAUGAGCCAGACCACCAUCAUUCUGGGCGCAGAUGGCAACACGUCUGUUCAGCCCGGCGCCGUGACGGGGGUAAGUGGGCUCAAACGAAUUGUUUCUAUACGGGGUGGAUCGCCCAAUCAACCGGGGUCAGGAGAGCUUAGAGGAGGGUUUCUGGACUACAAGACGAACCGCGGUUUGGAGUGAAUGGUGAUCUAUAUGACAUGCAACCUGUAUUGCCUAUUAGGAUAGAGAAUUGGCUGUGGUGUUUUCGGGUCUUUCACUGAUAAGGAAGCCGAGGUGGGGGUGACGUUGCGGCUGAGGAGAAGUUGUAAUUACGGUCCCAUGGGACUUCUUCUGAGAUUGUCCAGCACUGGAGACUGCUGCUGAGGGGUGAUUUGAGAAUAUGAGCUAUAUAGCUUAUUCAAGUGAGUUUCCAUUUGCGAUGGCCAGAUGCAGUGACCAGAGGUUGCAAUUGGCUAUGAAUCAGGGUUAGAAUUCACCAAUAUAAUAGUUUCGAAGAAUUCCCAGUUAUUGUGGGAAAUGAUCAAAAUAUAGAACGAAAAAGGUAGGCUAUCUAUUUCGAUUUUCUGACCCUCUGCCUUUGGCUAGAAUAGGCUACCUAUUUGAUUCAAUUAUGUCAACAAAAGUUGGUCUAAAACGUCAUCCUGAAAGUGCUGAAUGGACAGAAUCUUCCCACUGCAGUGAGAUAAAGGAAUAGGCCUACUGUAAGAUGGUUGUUUGUGUAUCAGCAUACAGUAAUGGUAUAUCCCCCGCACUGCGCUGCUCCGUGUGUCAGGUAUAGCUAGAAAGAGGGAUAGAAAUCAUGCUCUCUCGGGAUUGGUCUCGGUAAACCCAUGACAGCGCUUGGUAAUGGGUUACAUAAGGCUGCGGACUCUGCCCAUUGUUCCAAUCCCCGCGAGGGCAUUCCUCGCCACUCUCCCCUCCUCUCACUCGGGUCUCCUCUCCCGCCCGCGCGCCUGCCUGACAGUGUUCCAUUGAUAAGCUUGGUCUCGUCUCCCUCUACCCCUCUUGGCGCGGAAUCAGAAAUGAGGACAUUUGAAUUAUCUGUAUUUAUGAAUAUUCAUAUGAAUUUGUCCUGUCAUGUUUUAAAAUGCUCGCAUCAAUCAAAUAGUGUUAUUCCCGUGAUUAUUAUGUGUGUUGAAGCGGGCUGUAUUUGUAUUUUCUGACUGUUGCAAAUAGCCUAUACUUGUGGCUAAUUUGAUAGAUCGAAAAACGAAACGAAUCAUUCGCCCAGUAAGGCAGGGGGUUUCGGGAUCUGAGACGUUUUAAUGAUAGGCUAUACUAAAUUGAAGUCCAAUAUGGUUAUUUAAUGUACAUGAAACCUAGCACUAAAAUCCACUGUUUUCCCCAGGAGGAAGACGAGGACGAGAGUGGAGAUGAGAAUAAGGCCAGGGGAAACUGGACUAAUAAAUUGGAUUUCAUCCUGUCCAUGGUUGGCUAUGCCGUGGGACUGGGAAACGUGUGGAGGUUUCCAUACCUUGCCUUCCAAAAUGGUGGAGGUAAGGAAAGUGUUGAGUUGAGAAUGUACCUGCACUGCAAAUGUCACUAAAGUUGUAAAUGCACAAGCACCUAAAUGCGGAAAAUAAAUAACACUUAUCACAAAACGGAUCAGUGUUAUUUGACUUAGAUAUUCCAUUGCUCCACAAUGAUAGAUUUAGAUGUUUGACAUCACGCAUAAUUGAUAUGAACGAAAUUGACGAUUAAAUUAAAUUCGAGGAACAUAAUUGGAGUAAGUAGACAUAAUUGUGUUUUUAUCCUGGAUGAUUUGUAUUUUUGUUUUGCCAUUGUUUAAACAACAGUACGCUUAAUGUAUUUUAACAUUGUCAAACGAAAAUACAUUACUUUAAUUCAUUCACUUGCUAGGAUAUAUGAUUGGAGUUGAAAUUAGUGUCGAAAAACAUAUUCUUCACUUUCCUUUUUGUUUGCUUUUUCUUCUCUAAAGGAAUGGGCGACUUUUUAUGAUACGUUUUCCAAACAGUUAUAGAAAGCGUCUAGCUAACAUAUUAUUUUUCAGCGUCUAGGAGACUAGUCUUUUUCGUGGAUUUUAGUUAAAUUAUUUAGGCUUUAUGAUUGAUAAUCACUUCUGUAAAUAAAAUAUUAUUUAUAUUAUUUUAUUAUUAUUACUUGGCCUAUCUUCAUUUCAGUUUAGUUUGGUCUACACUCUAUACAUUAUUAUAUUCUAGCUAUCUAAUACAACUAAUUAGGCUACAUGCAAGGGAAGCAAAUAAGUAUAACCCAUAUAGAUAUGUCACAUUUAUUUCAUUAUUACCUGCCAUACAUAAUCUCUUUAUUCAUGAGAAAGGCAGUCGAAUUAAUUCUGUUAUAGCCUUCUUUUUACAUCAUGUAAGCCAAGUUUGAGGAAUCUCUUUUCACUUGUACCUGUGCGCUACUUUGAAAUGCUGCCCCGUUUCCCUGUGUAUAUAGGUGCUUUUUUGAUUCCCUACCUGAUAAUGUUGUGCCUCGCCGGGAUCCCUAUAUUUUUAUUGGAGGUUUCCCUGGGUCAGUUUGCCAGCCAGGGCCCGGUGUCCGUGUGGAAAGCCAUCCCGGCUCUGCAAGGUAAACUGCGCAUAUACAGGCUGCGAUCCAAACUCAUAAAGUAACAUAUUUAAAACGUGUAACAUACACUACCUUCAGAAAAAAUGAUAACUACCUAUUUGAUAUAAUAUAAUUACUUUUGAUCAAGCUCCUCUGCCUGCUUAAGAGUAAUUUAUAUAUUUCGUCUCAUUUAUUUAUUUUAGGUUGCGGGAUUGCCAUGUUGAUAAUAUCUGUCUUGAUAGCCAUAUACUAUAACAUUAUAAUGUGCUGGACACUGUACUACCUGUUCGCUUCGUUGAAGGGCUCACUGCCUUGGGCUAACUGUAAGAACGAGUGGAACACGUUUGACUGUAAGGACAAAGACAUGCUUCUCUUAGGUAAGACCACAAUGCGCCAGAACGCACACACACUCUCAUGCAUGCGCACACACACACAUACUCACCAUUGCGCAAUGCGCAACGCACCCAUCAGCUAAGGUCCCUGUCUGUAACCUGCCCUAUAGUGUAGAGUGACCGGCUAUUCUAAGCAUUGUUUUCUAGUUUCAUAUACAUCAAAAAGUGCUGCUUUUGCUUACUAGGUUUAUUAUAUUGAUUUGUAUAUUUCUUCUGUGGGUCUCAAGUUAUUUUUUCAACUGUGUGUAGGCUUUUCUGAUUAUAUCUUUAUUCUACUCUAAACAUAUCAUGAGCAAAAAGCAGUUAUACAAAAUAUGAAUUUUCAAUAAGGUGUAGGCUAAGUAGACAAAUUCGUUUUGCACUGUUGCAAUUAUGAUUCAUUGUUUUUUUAGGGUUGCAUUGGGUUACAAUAAUGUUUUUUAAAAAGAUCAAUCGCUAAAAGAAAGGCUCGCAGUAUGACCGGAAUAUUUACUCCCAGUUGCAAGGAAAAAAUCGAAAUUUGAUUAAGAAAAUGCCAUUUUUGUCUAUUGCAUUUGAGUGAAUUCAGCACAAAAGUUGCUUGCUUGACACAUUUACUGUAGUGGAGUUGCUGCAGUGCCGCAGUGUGCGCCAGACCGCCCUCUCUUGGUCAUAGUAAGAGUUACAGUAACUGUACUCUCCCUGGUCUCUCUCCUCUGUAUCCUUGUGUAGAAUGUAUGCUGUGUCAACCCGUAGCUUUCAUUGGUAAUACAACAAACGUAUGAUGAUUAUACAAAGCGAAAUUAGAUCUACUCUUUGUCAAACGUGCUGAACGUUUCAACGUUUAUUCUAAGCGUAAAAUACAUUUGAUAUCAUCUGAAAAAAUAUUGGGGAAAAGGUUAUUUCAUAAUUUUCUUUUUUUUUAACAGUUUUGUUACAAGAAAAAUAACCAUUACACAUAUAAAACAUGCUUCAUCCAUACAGUGGGUGAAUGGCUUUCAUCUGAGAAUAGAGGACAUUUCCUGUAAUGGGUAUAAAGUACAGUAAUAUGUAAAGUACGGUAAAGCAUGGCAGAGAUCACUGUUUUCGGUGUAUGAACCAGUGAGCUGGGCAAGUAUCUAUUCUACAUUAUACCCACCACCUGAGAAAACUGUGAGAGUUGAUACAGUUUUAAAGACAGAUUAUAAAGAUGUCUGUCUGUCCCUGUUGAGAUGUAUUUUUUUCUCUGAUUCGAUACAGUGUAUGUAAACCUGUCUGUCUGUCCUGGUUGACAUAUGUUGGUUUCUGGUUGUGACAGACACGUGUAUCCUUCAUGAUAAAAACUUCACCUCUAUAAAGAACAGCUCGUUCUGUCUGUCGGCUCAAGCCAUUGGAAACCUGACCAAACUGGUUAACAUGACCUAUCCGGAUAACAAAACCUACGUCAGCCCCAGCGAGGAGUACUUCAAGUAAGUCAAAUCAACGUUUAUUUGUCAUAUGCACAGGAUAUAGUGUAGUGUACACAGCUCUCAUCGCAAACAAUACAGCAGCUAAAAAAGUAUUCAAUACAAAUAUUGUAAAAAAAAUAUAUUUAAAAAAUAAAACUUUCAUCAGAGUUACAGAGAGGUUCUAUGUUUGAAGUAGGCCUGCUGGUUGAUGAUGCUUGUGAUUUCUCAUACUAUACUGUAAAUGUUGGUUUCCUUUCUAACAGAAUUAGGCCACAGUUAUUGGGCUGUAUAGACACAGUUGUUUCCCGCUAUUGAUUGAUAUGUUGGAAUAAUAAAUGUCAGAUCUGAAAUAACAGUUUUAUGUGACUGGGAAAUAACUCUCUCUCUCUCUCUCUCUCUCUCUCUCUCUCUCUCUCUCUCUCUCUCUCUCUCUCUCUCUCUCUCUCUCUCUCUCUCUCUCUCUCUCUCUCUCUCUCUCUCUCUCUCUCUCUCUCUCUCUCUCUCUCUCUCUCUUCCCCCCCCCCCCCCCCCAAUAGGUACAAUGUCUUACACAUCUCCAAAGGGAUAGAGUACCCUGGAGACAUCCGCUGGCCCCUCGCAGGCUGCCUGUUGCUGGCCUGGUUGAUAGUCUACCUCUCCCUGGCCAAAGGAAUCAAGUCAUCAGGGAAAGUAAGAGAAAUCUCUCUCUCUUCCCCCUUUCACUCGCUAUCUGCUCAUGUGGUACCUCCUUUAGCCACCAGGGAGUGGACUUGUAUAAUUUCCCCCUGUGAAAUUUACAUUUUCGUUUACAUUUACGUCAUUUAGCGACUUACAAAUUGGUGCAUUCAACUUAUGAUUGCCAGUGGGACAACCACUUUUUUUAUGGGGGGGGGGGGGGGAGGAUUACUUUUAUACUAUUCCAGGUAUUCCUUAAAGAGGUAGGGUUUCAAGUGUCUCCGGAAGGUGGUCAGUGACUCCGCUGUCCUGGCGUCGUGGGGGAACUUAUUCCACCAUUGGGGUGCCAGAGCAGCGAAUAGCUUUGACUGGGCUGAGCGGGAACUGUGCUUCCGUAGAGAUAGGGGGGCUAGCAGGCCAGAGGUGGAUGAACGUAGUGCCCUCGUUUGGGUGUGAUCAGAGCCUGAAGGUAAGGAGGUGCCGUUCCGCUCACAGCUCCGUAGGCAAGCACCAUGGUCUUGUAGUAGAUGCGAGCCUCAACUGGAAGCCAGUGGAGUGUGCGGAGGAGCGGGGUGACAUGAGAGAACUUGGGAAGGUUGAACACCAGACGGGCUGCAGCGUUCUGGAUAAGUUGUAGGGGUUUAAUGGCACAGGCAGGGAGCCCAGCCAACAGCGAGUUGCAGUAAUCCAGACGGGAGAUGACAAGUGCCUGGAUUAGGACCUGUGCCGCUUUCUGUGUAAGGUAGGGUCGUACUCUGCGAAUGUUAUAGAGCAUGAACCUGCAGGAUCGGGUCACCGCUUUGAUGUUAGCGGAGAACGACAGGGUGUUGUCCAGGGUCACGCCAAGGUUCUUUGCACUCUGGGAGGAGGACACAAUGGAGUUUUCAACCGUGAUGGCGAGAUCAUGGAGCGGGCAGUCCUUCCCCGGGAGGAAGAGCAGCUCCGUCUUGCCGAGGUUCAGCUUGAGGUGGUGAUCCGACAUCCACACUGAUAUGUCUGCCAGACAUGCAGAGAUGCGAUUUGCCACCUGGUUAUCAGAAGGGGGGAAAGGAGAAAAUGAAUUGUGAAAUCCCAGAACCAUAAAAAAAAAGUGUGUAGUUCUGUGAAUUCUUAUGUAAUGUUGCCCACUAGUGGGUUUGUUAUUGAACUAAAAGUGUUGAAUCAGUGCACUUAUCACACAACCUGCUUACUCUCCCUUCAUUUCGCUCUCCCUCUCCCCUCUCCUAGGUGGUGUAUUUCACAGCUACGUUCCCCUAUGUGGUUCUGGUCAUUCUGUUGUUCAGAGGAGUGACCCUCCCAGGGGCUGGUGACGGCAUCCUCUACUUCAUCACACCCAAGUGGGAGAAACUCAAUGAUGCUAAGGUAUACAUACACACACGUAAGUGCGCACAGGCACACAAAUAGAUUCACAUACACAUGCGUGCACACACACAUUUCUCUGCCCAUCCCUCUCUCUAACAGUGAGUGUGAAUGUGUGUGUGUUACUCUAGGUGUGGAAGGAUGCUGCCACCCAGAUCUUCUUCUCUCUGUCAGCAGCCUGGGGAGGCCUCAUCACACUGUCCUCUUACAACAAGUUCCACAACAACUGCUACAGGUAAGCACUUCUCACUGUGCUGCUUAACAGCUUCGAUUCCCUGGGAGUUAUCUCGAAUCCUCUGUCUCGUAAUCACACGUGACCGCCCUCUUGACAACAUCUUAGCCAGCUGUGCCACCGUAAAGCUAGCAACUCAAUGGUGCGGGUAGAGACAUUUCAAACUGAGGAGUGAGGUUACCAAUCCAAAUCCGUUACAUACGGGUAAAUAAGAAGUUGUAUCACGAUAUUCACAAUAUUACGUUUUCCAUGGCAAAAAUAAAACACGAUGCAGACUCAAAUUGGUGUAAUCACAGCAAUCUGCUUGAUGUAACAUACUGUGUUAUGUAGCUUUGAAAGUAAACACGUGACUCUAUGACAACAUACGGUUGUUUUAGCAAUAGUCGUCAAAAUGUAGAAAAGGUCAAAAGUACAGUUCUGAUAAAUGUAACAGCUGUAUGAUGGAGUAAGAUACUAAGAAAAUCUAUGAAAUGUUGACUGCACAUAAACCAUUAUAUAACUACAUCAGAAUGAUAAUAUAUAUAUAUAUAUAAAUAUAUACCAUUUAGCAGAUGCUGUUAUCCAAAGUGACUUACAGUCAUGCAUGCAUACAUUUCACGUAUGGGUGGUUCCAGGAAUCAAACCCACUAUCUUGGCAUUGCAAGCGUCUUGCUCUACCACGUAAGCUACAGAGGACAAUGAAUGAGAGACAUUAAAUCAAUAAUAUCCAGGAAUUGUGGUGGGAAUUCAGGUAUUGUCAACUAUUUUAAAAUUAUAUUUUCUGAAACAACACAUGCCAAAAAUGUUUUACUAUACAAUUGCAAUCAACAGGCAGAAUUCAACACGGAGCUGUGUGUUAGAGUUGGAUUUCUUAAAACAUUACUAAUGGGAGAUUACAUGCACCUGUGUGUUAAAACAAACACAAACAAACACACACUUUAAACCCCCUAUGCUCCUUUGAGACCCCUCUUUCAAAGCCACUGAGAUCUCUUCUAGCCAUGGUAGCCAAAAUAAUGGGCAACUGGGUAUUUUUAUACAUGACCCUAAGCAUUAUGGGAUGUUAAUUGCUUAAUUAACUCAGGAACCACACCUGUGUGGAAGCACCUGGUUUCAAUAUACUUUGUAUCCAGGGCUUUAAAUGAAUAAAAAACUUUGGUAGCACCAGACGAUAUAUAUAUAUAUAUAUAUAUAUAUAUAUAUACAGUGGGGAAAAAAAGUAUUUAGUCAGCCACCAAUUGUGCAAGUUCUCCCACUUAAAAAGAUGAGAGAGGCCUGUAAUUUUCAUCAUAGGUACACGUCAACUAUGACAGACAAAAUGAGAUUUUUUUUCUCCAGAAAAUCACAUUGUAGGAUUUUUUAUGAAUUUAUUUGCAAAUAUUGUGGAAAAUAAGUAUUUGGUCAAUAACAAAAGUUUCUCAAUACUUUGUUAUAUACCCUUUGUUGGCAAUGACACAGGUCAAACGUUUUCUGUAAGUCUUCACAAGGUUUUCACACACUGUUGCUGGUAUUUUGGCCCAUUCCUCCAUGCAGAUCUCCUCUAGAGCAGUGAUGUUUUGGGGCUGUCACUGGGCAACACAGACUUUCAACUCCCUCCAAAGAUUUUCUAUGGGGUUGAGAUCUGGAGACUGGCUAGGCCACUCCAGGACCUUGAAAUGCUUCUUACGAAGCCACUCCUUCGUUGCCCGGGCGGUGUGUUUGGGAUCAUUGUCAUGCUGAAAGACCCAGCUACGUUUCAUCUUCAAUGCCCUUGCUGAUGGAAGGAGGUUUUCACUCAAAAUCUCACGAUACAUGGCUCCAUUCAUUCUUUCCUUUACACGGAUCAGUCGUUCUGGUCCCUUUGCAGAAAAACAGCCCCAAAUCAUGAUGUUUCCACCCCCAUGCUUCACAGUAGGUAUGGUGUUCUUUGGAUGCAACUCAGCAUUCUUUGUCCUCCAAACACGACGAGUUGAGUUUUUACCAAAAAGUUAUAUUUUGGUUUCAUCUGACCAUAUGACAUUCUCCCAAUCCUCUUCUGGAUCAUCCAAAUGCACUCUAGCAAACUUCAGACGGGCCUGGACAUGUACUGGCUUAAGCAGGGGGACACGUCUGGCACUGCAGGAUUUGAGUCCCUGGCGGCGUAGUGUGUUACUGAUGGUAGGCUUUGUUACUUUGGUCCCAGCUCUCUGCAGGUCAUUCACUAGGUCCCCCCGUGUGGUUCUGGGAUUUUUGCUCACCGUUCUUGUGAUCAUUUUGACCCCACGGGGUGAGAUCUUGCGUGGAGCCCCAGAUCGAGGGAGAUUAUCAGUGGUCUUGUAUGUCUUCCAUUUCCUAAUAAUUGCUCCCACAGUUGAUUUCUUCAAACCAAGCUGCUUACCUAUUGCAGAUUCAGUCUUCCCAGCCUGGUGCAGGUCUACAAUUUUGUUUCUGGUGUCCUUUGACAGCUCUUUGGUCUUGGCCAUAGUGGAGUUUGGAGUGUGACUGUUUGAGGUUGUGGACAGGUGUCUUUUAUACUGAUAACAAGUUCAAACAGGUGCCAUUAAUACAGGUAACGAGUGGAGGACAGAGGAGCCUCUUAAAGAAGUAGUUACAGGUCUGUGAGAGCCAGAAAUCUUGCUUGUUUGUAGGUGACCAAAUACUUAUUUUCCACAAUAAUUUGCAAAUAAAUUCAUUAUAAAUCCUACAAUGUGAUUUUCUGGAUUUUUUUUUCUCAAUUUGUCUGUCAUAGUUGACGUGUACCUAUGAUGAAAAUUACAGGCCUCUCAUCUUUUUAAGUGGGAGAAUUUGCACAAUUGGUGGCUGACUAAAUACUUUUUUUCCCCACUGUAUAUAUAUAUAUAUAUAUAUAUAUAUAUAUAUAUAUAUAUAUAUAUAUAUACAGUACCAGUCAAAGUUUGGACACAACUACUCAAAGGUUUUCCUUUAUUUUUUACUAUUUUCUACAUUGUAGAAUAAUAGUGAAGACAUCAAAACUAUGAAAUAACACAUAUGGAAUCAUGUAGUAAAGAAAAAAGUGUUAAACUAAUCAAAAUAUAUUUUAUAUUUGAGAUUCUUCAAAUAGCCACCCUUUGCCUUGAUGACAGCUUUGCACACUCUUGGCAUUCUCUCAACCAGCUUCACGUGGAAUGUUUUUCCAACAGUCUUGAAGGAGCUGCUUUUCCUUCACUCUGCGGUCCAACUCAUCCCAAACUCAAUUGGGUUGAGGUUGGGUGAUAUUGGAGGCCAGGUAAUCUGAUGCAGCACUCCAUCACUCUCCUUCUUGGUCAAAUAGCCCUUACACAGCCUGGAGGUGUAUUGGGUCAUUGUCCUGUUGAAAAACAAGCGUGUAUCGCCGCUAAGCGCGUAUUGCUGCAGAAUGCUGUGGUAGCCAUGCUGGUUAAGUAUGUCUUUGAAUUCUAAAUAAAUCACUGACAGUGUCACCAGCAAAGCACACCAUCACACCUCCUCCUCCGUGCUUCACGGUGUGAACCACACAUGCGGAGAUAAUCUGUUCACCUACUCUGCGUCUCACAAAGACAUGGUGGUUGGAACCAAAAAUCUCAAAUUUGGACUCAUCAGACCAAAGGACAGAUUUCCACCAGUCUAAUGUCCAUUGCUCAUGUUUCUUGGCACAAGGAAGUCUCUUCUGCUUAUUGCUGUCCUUUAGUAGUGGUUUCUUUGCAGCAAUUCGACCAUGAAGGCCUGACUCACGCAGUCUCCUCUGAACGGUUGAUGUUGAGAAGUGUCUGUUACUUGAACUCUGUGAGGCAUUUAUUUGGGCUGGUAACUCUAAUUAAAUGAUCCUCUGCAGCAGAGGUAACUCUAGGUCUUCCAUUCCUGUGGCAGUCCUCAUGAGAGCUGAUUGGCUCAAACGCAUUAAGAAGGAAAGGAAUUCCACAAAUGUACUUUUAAGAGGGCACACCUGUUAAUUGAAAUGCAUUACAGGUGACUACCUCAUGAAGCUGGUUGAGAGAAUGCCAAGAGUGUGCAAAGCUGUCAUCAAGGCAAAGGGUGGUUAUUUGAAGAAUCACAAAUAUAAUAAAUAUUUUGAUUUGUUUAACACUACCACUCAAAAGUUUGGACACACAAGGGUUUUUCUUUAUAUUUUAAAAUAUUUGAUUUUGUAGAAUGAUAGUGAAGACAUCAAAAUUAUGUAAUAACACAUAUGGAAUAAUGUAGUAACCAAAAAAGUGUCAAACAUAUCAAAAUAUAUUUUAUAUUGGACAUUCUUCAAAUUGCCACCCUUUGCCUUGAUGACAGCUUUGCACACUCUUGGCAUUCUCUCAUAUCCUCAAGUGUUUCCAUUAUUUUGGCAAUUACCUGUAUCUUAUCCUGCUGGCAAGGUUUGUAGACUUUAGAAAAGAAAGCAAUAACUAAAUGUACUGAAUAAGACUCACAUUCCAUUCAGUCUUUUACCCAGAGUUUAGCAGAGAUGCAGAGAAGCAUAUUACAUUUUUAUUUUUUUUAACAGCUCAAUAGGUAUGCUUAGAUAUGCAGAAAAAUAUACAUAUUUUUGACAUAGAAUUAAGCAUACUGAUUAUGGCUCUAGAUUGCAGGAAAAAGCUGUUUCAGGUUUUUGAAAAUACAAAAUUCUCUAUGCCCCCUUAGAUUUUUUGUGUGCAUGACGUCCCUGAUUGUGCAACUCAAGAGUCUGGAGGUGUUUCUGUACUGCAUGUGCAAUAGCAGAGUUUGCUAAAUGAAAGACCACCCGAGUGAUACAAAUCAUCAGUUAUUAAUAUUUAAUUUGGAAGGCUUUAUGGAAAAGACUGUUUCAGCAUCGCUAACUGGCUACACAAAGUGGUAGACACAGGCAUUCCCAUGCCGUUACGUCUUCAGAAAGUGUCAAGAAAUACAAAUAACUAAUGCAUUCUUUAAUAUUCUUUACAUGUAGGCUUUGGAUUGAACGAAUCUGCACUCACUUUUUUCUCUAGGGCACUCGGAAACAACUGCACAGUGAAGCCUAUCAUUACAAUAAUUAUUAUCUGGGUGAUGUUUUUCCUGGUCGCACUGGUGCUCCCAAAAUAAAAGGUCAGGUUGCACAGCAAAAUAUCUAGGAGCAUAUGCCACCAAAAUGGCCGCUCUUUAGAGCUCUGUUUGCAUUCCUUAUUUACGGAAGUGUUUCCUUUAUUUUGGCAGUUACCUGUAUGUAGGGUAAAUUGCCACAGUAGAGUUGCCGUGGUAAAAUAGUAAUUACUUUACGAAAUGAUUGUGAAAUACAUAACUUGGCCAUGGUCUGUUCAAAUAAUAGAUUUUAUUGUUACUGAUGAUAAUACUCAGAGGGAAAAAAUAUAUUGAGAAAUGUUGGCAGCAACCAGGACUCAAAUUGAACAUCAACAUAAAGACGUUGAAAAUAUGUAUUUUAAGGACGUUGAAAAUACAGAUUUUACGGACGUUGAAAGACGUCUUUCAGUUCUAAGUGAAAGUUGAAAAUACAUUUUGCAGACAUUGAAAAUACCUCUUUCUUUGGUCAUUGUUCCGAUGGACAAAUGUAAUUAAUAUAGCAAAAUGGAGAUAUCAGUAUGGAAUAUUUAUUAGGCUGCCUGACUGAAGGUAACUGUCCCGUUGAAAACAGCUGGAGUAUCCAUGGUGACACAAUAGUCAAUAGAAUUGGAUGAGCUAGCCACAAAAGGCUUCCUGAUUGGAUUCAAAGUGCCCAAGAAUGUCAAGGUAACCUGCCUAAAUAACUAUCGCCCUGUAGCACUCAUAUCUACAGCCAUGUAAUACUUUGAAAGGCUGGUUUGGCUCACAUCAUCACCAUCAUCCCAGUCAACUUGGACCCACUCCAAUUUGCAUACCACCCCAACAGAUCCACAGAUGAUGGAAUCUGUAUUGCACUCCACACUGCCCUCUCCCACCUGGACAAGAGGAACACCUAUGUGAGAAAGCUGUUCAUUGACUAUAGCUCAGCAUUCAACACCAUAGUCCCCUCCAAGCUCAUCACCAAGCUCAGGAUCCUGGGACUGAACACAUCCCUCUGCAACUGGAUCCUGGACUUCCUGAUGGGCCGCCCCCAGGCGGGAAAGGGUAGGCAACAACACAUCCGCCUUGCUGACCAUCAACACUGGGGCCCCUCAGGAGUGUGUGCUCAGUGCCCUCAUGUACUCCCUGUUUACCCACGACUGUGUGGCCAGCACGACUCCAACACCAUCAUUAAGUUUGCUGAUGACACGACGGUGGGAGGACUGAUCACCGACGACGAUGAGGUAGGCUGUGAUGAGACCUGGCAGUGUGGUGCCAGGACAACAAUCUCUCCCUCAACGUCAGCAAGACAAAGGAGCUUCAAGUUCCUCGGUGUCCACAUCACUAAGGAACAUGGUCCACACACACCCACACAGUUGUGAAGAGGGCACGACAGCGCCUCUUUCCCCUCAGGAAGCUGAAAAGAUUUGGCAUGGGCUCUCAGAUCCUCAAAAAGUUAUACAGCUGCACCAUUGAGAGCAUCUUCACUGGCUGCAUCACCUCUUGGUACGGCCACUGCAAGGCAUCUGACCGCAAGGCGCUACAGAGGGUGGUGAGUACAACCCAGUAUAUCACUGGGGCCAAGCUCCCUGCCAUCCAGGAUCUCUAUACCAGGCGGUGUCAAAGGAAGGCCCAAAAAAUGGUCAAUGACUCCAGCCAACCAAGCCGUAGACUGCUCUCUCUGACCCUUUUUUGCAAUAACUCUCUUGCUCUAACUCUAUGCACACACACUGGACUCUACCCCCCCACCCACACACACACACACACACACACACACACAGGCACACACACACACACACACACACACACACACACACACUUCCGUUUCCGUUUAUUUUUUUAACCUGAAAAACUCCCCAAUCCUUAACGAUUACAAGCAUACCCAUAACAUGAUGCAGCCACCACUAUGCUUGAAAAUAUGGAGAGUGGUACUCAGUAAUGUGUUGGAUUGGAUUAGAUUUUCCCCAAACAUAACACUUUGUAUUCAGGACAAAAAGUCAAUUGUUUUGCCACAUUUUUUGCAGUAUUACUUUAGUGCCUUGUUGCAAACCGGAUGCAUGUUUUGGAAUAUUUUAAUUCUGUACAGGCCUCCUUCUUUUCACUCUGUCAAUAGUAACUACAAUGUUGUUGAUCCAUACUCAGUUUUCUCCUAUCACAGCCAUUAAACUCUGUAAUUGUUUUAAAGUCACCAUUGGCCUCAUUGUAAAAUCCCUGAUCGGUUUCCUUCCUCUCCGGCAAUGGAGUUAGGAAGGACAUCUGUAUCUUUGUAGUGACUGGGUGUAUUGAUAGUGUAAUUAAUAACUUCACCAUGGUCAAAGGGAUAUUCAAUGUCUGCAAAAAAAUUUUUAACCAAUCUACCAACGAUGCAUUGGAAAACCUCCCUUGUCUUUGUGGUUUAAUCUGUGUUUGAAAUUCACUGCUCGACUGAGGGACCUAACAGAUAAUUGUAUGUGUGGGGUACAGAGAUGAUGUAGUCAUUCAAAAAUCAUGUUAAACACUUAUAUUGCACACACUCCAUGCAACUUAUUAUGUGACUUGUUAAGCACAUUUUUACUCCUGAACUUAUUUAGGCUCGCUAUAACAAAGGGGUUGAAUACUUAUUGACUCAAGACAUUUCAACUUUUAAAUAUAUAAAUGUAUAUUUGUUAUUUUUAUUUUGAAAAACAUAAUUCCACUGUGACAUUAUGGGGUAUUGUGCGUUGGCCAGUGCAAAAAAACAAUCUCAAUUCAAUCCAUUUUUAAUUCAGGCUGUAACACAACAAAAUGUGGAAUAAGUGAAGGGGUGUGAAUACUUUCUGAAGGCACUGUACAUGUUAUUCUUUCUUGUUUUUGUUAUUCGUUAUUCACUCUGUAUUUAUGCCACAAGAUUUUUUUUUUUUUUUUUUUUUACAUUUUAGUCAUUUUAGCAGACGCUCUUAUCCAGAGCGACUUACAGUUAGUAAGUGCAUACCUUAUUUUUUUUCAUACUGGCCCCCCGUGGGAAACGAACCCACAACCCUGGCGUUGCAAGCGCCAUGCUCUACCAACUAAGCUACACUCUGCAUUGUUGGAAAAAUACCCUUAAGUAAGCAUUUCACUGUUAGUCUACACCUGUUUUUUAUGAAGCUGUCCUUACUGUUGGGCAGACAGUAUCGGAGCAUGAGGUCUGAUACCAACAAGCUCAGAGACAGUUUCUAUCUACAAGCCUGUUGAACAAGACUGUUGAACAAGACUGUUGAACACUUGAAAUGGACCGACCACCUGCACUGACUCUCCGCACCUUAGCACACAUGCACACACCCACACAGAUAACACUCAUCCACACACACACACACACACACACACACACACACACACACACACACACACACACACACACACACACACACACACACACACACACACACACACACACACACACUAAUUCUAACCUUAACCCUAAACCCCCCCAGUUGGACUUCUGGUCCCCACAAGUAUAGUUAAACACGUCCACACACACGUCCACACACAUCACAACUGCUGCUACCAGACUCUUAUUAUGAUUGCUAAAUAUUGCACAAUUUAAACACUUGCCCCCAAUCCCCCUUCCCCCAAACACGUGUAAAUAUUUGACUAUAAAUUGUGCCUUCCUGUAUUAUACUUAUGCUAAAAUGUUUAUUCUAUUCUACUGAGCCAUUUACUUUAUGUUUGUAUCCGGGACCACCCAUACACAAAAAAAAAUGUAUGCACGCAUGACUGUAAGUCGCUUUGGAUAAAAGCGUCUGCUAAAUGGCAUAUUAUUUAUUUUAUUUAUUUAUCCUUAUCUUGUAUUAUUUCUUAUUGUUGUUGCAUUGUCGAGAAGGAACCUACAAAUAAGCAUUUAAUUGGACGGUGUAUACAUUUGACAUUUUAGUCAUUUAGCAGACGCUCUUAUCCAGAACGACUUACAGUUAGUGAGUGCAUACAUUUUCAUACUGGCCCCAUACCAUGUGUAUCCCCUACAUACGACACCUUACUUGAAACUAGUUUGAGCAGUUAUAACAGACGUUUGCACGAUUGUAAAAUCAACGAUUGUACAAGCAAGAGUUGGAAUGUACAUUGAUUGUCUUUUUAAAUAAAUCUAUCCAGCAACAAUUCUGUGAAUUUACACCUCACAAAAACAUACAAUUGUCAUCAUGGAAAUCUGCCUGCUUCAUGUUUUGUUUCUUGCCAUGAUAGUUUGAGUGUUGUGAUACUGUUGUACCUCUCCACAAAUGUUCUGCAUUUGGAUAAGACUGCACAGAAGAUAGUUCAUUUAUUUAUUCAUACAUCUAUUCAAUAUCACACAUGGCAAUGGUCGAUAGAUAUGUAAAAUAAGACAUUAUUUAACAAAACCAGGUACCAACUCCUGUAAAACACUUAGAACAUCCUUAGGUUAUGUUAUUAAAAUGUUUUGUUGUUUUGACACAUAAUAACAAUUACCAACAUAUAGCCACUCACUUGAGUGUGAUAAUACUCCAAAAACAUUCAAAGUUCUCCGAUACUGUAAGUGUUACAGCCCUGUAACACUUACAUCCCUUUCUCGCCCCUCUUCUCUUGUUUAGGGACACCAUCAUAGUGUGCAUAGUUAACAGUGCCACCAGUAUAUUCGCUGGGUUUGUCAUCUUCUCCGUCAUUGGAUUCAUGGCCCAUGAACUGAAGGUGCCCAUUGAGAAGGUGGCAGAUGAAGGUAAAUUACACAUUCAUAUAGGAUCAUAUAGGGAUCAUGAAGCAUCCAGACCUGGGUUCAAAUGGUUGAAAAAUCAAAAUACAGAUAGAGUAUUUGAAAUGAUUUGACACCCAGGUCUGGUAGGAUCAGAUAGUGUAUGACCAUAGACAGAUAGAAAGAUAUCUACAGAGAUAGAGAGUGGCUUGGCCAAUUCUGAAGUUGAGUAGUACUGUUCGAUAUGCACACAACCCAAGUCAGAGCAGAUAGUUUGCUUUUGUUCAGUAUUCAUUGGCAUUUUUGGCUCUGAUUAUCAAUCUGAUUUAACACUCUCAGGUCCAGGCAUAGCGUUCGUGGUGUACCCGGAGGCACUGACCAGACUUCCACUCUCUCCGUUCUGGGCCAUCAUCUUCUUCCUCAUGCUGCUGACCCUCGGCCUGGAUACCAUGGUAACCAACCCUCACUGUGUGUGUGUCUGUGUGUGUAGGGCCCUAUAAAAUAUGUUGUAUUUUUUUGUCUAAUUCCGUUUAGUUUUUUUCCCCAAAUUACGUUUUCUCUGUUUUGUUUUUGAAGGUUUGUUUUUCCCCCGUUUUUUUUCAGGUUUCCGCUCUCAAAAUCACACUUUAUUCAUAGAAAAACAACAUAAUUUGAAUUUUUUUAUCAACAAGAAUGCUUCAACCACAUCAGGCGACCACUUUGAAGGUCUGGAAUAAAUCUGAGAGAUUUUCAUUUUUGGGUGUAGAUACAAGUGUGCAAAGCAAGAGGCUUGAUUGGUUAGCAGUGUUUCUGUAGCACACGUGAUUGCAGAGUUUGCUAAACAAAUCGCCACUGGAUUGAUACAAAUAAUCAUGAUAUCAUUCUGCCAGGUAGGCAUAGGCUACUUUGUAGUUAACAUUGAAUUGAGAAGGUUUUUGGGAAAGCCUUUCCAUCUACCCAGAAGAUGGUUAUCAUUAUUAGCAUUAUCGCUAACGGCUACACAAAGUGUUAGAUAAACGCACACACACAGAUAGGGGCAAUAGAGCUAGGUAGGGGACUGCCCCACCUCUACAAUGGUAGGGGAAACAUGGUACUGUAGGUGGGUGUGUGUGUGGCAACAAAAUUGAUUCCAUGUUUCAUACAUGUUGGUUAUGGGGGGUGGAGGAGGUGAGGUAACUGCUCUGAAGUGUGAAACUUGCUGUGAAAUGGUGACAAACAAUUUACGUAUGUGCUAUAUUUAAAUGCCAUCUGAAUCCAAUCCAUUAUUAUUUGAAUAUAUGUAGCCCACUGUGA
Molecule: messenger RNA, 17781 nt
Organism: Coregonus sp. 'balchen'
Lineage: Eukaryota; Metazoa; Chordata; Actinopteri; Salmoniformes; Salmonidae
Source: the annotation of a GenBank genome assembly